AUGCUAAUUUAUGAGGAUUAUCCAGCAUUUUUACAUAACAUCCAGCGUGCAAAAGUAAAACGAUCAAUGGAACUUUUCGCACAGGAACCUGUCGCUAUGAAAGAAAGAGUUAGAAAUUAUUUUUCAAUGUGUCGUCACCUACCGAUGACAAAGAGAAGAGAAAAAAUUGUUAGUUCCUUGUUUUAUGAGUACAACGAGAUAUGGUUUUAUGGUUUCGGAAUCGAACAGAGAUUGCGUGAAAUCAUCUCCGAUCUACAUCAAGUUUUGUUGGACAAAUGCAGGUAUAUUUGUGUAGCAAAAUCAAAAGAAGCUUGA
This is a messenger RNA of Loa loa (African eye worm), 315 nucleotides long. RefSeq lists its product as hypothetical. Lineage: Eukaryota; Metazoa; Nematoda; Chromadorea; Rhabditida; Onchocercidae. The transcript has 3 exons. Bases 1 to 315 code for a protein of 104 amino acids. The record is from RefSeq and is a predicted model, not a curated record.